Messenger RNA from Cicer arietinum (chickpea), 1389 nucleotides. RefSeq names its product naringenin,2-oxoglutarate 3-dioxygenase-like. The record is from RefSeq and is a predicted model, not a curated record. NCBI's taxonomy places the organism in Eukaryota, Viridiplantae, Streptophyta, Magnoliopsida, Fabales, Fabaceae.
AAUAACACAACUUUUACCUCCCAUUCUCUUACCAAUCCCUCAAACCCAUCCUUCUAUUUAUAUAUCCAUAAGACGAUACACACAAUAAAGCACCGCUCGAGUCACAAGAAGAAGAAAAACAGAGCAACAUUUUAAAAUUUCCAUUCAAACAAAUGGAACCACCCAAAACUCUCAAUUAUCUCUCUCAGGAAAAGAUCCUCCAGUCAAGUUUCAUUCGUGACGAAGACCAGCGUCCAAAAGUUGCUUACAAUAACUUCAGUAAUGACAUUCCAGUCAUUUCUCUAGCUGGAAUCGACGAUGAAGGUGGUCGUAGAACAGAGAUUUGUAACAAUAUUGUAGAGGCUUGUGAGAAUUGGGGUAUUUUCCAGAUUGUUGAUCAUGGUGUUGAUCGAGAGCUUAUUUCUGAAAUGACACGUUUUGCUAAAGGCUUCUUCGAUUUGCCACCGGAAGAGAAGCUUCGAUUUGACAUGUCAGGUGGUAAAAAGGGUGGCUUCAUUGUCUCAAGUCAUCUCCAAGGAGAAGCAGUGAAGGAUUGGAGAGAAUUAGUGACAUAUUUUUCAUACCCAAUUAGAAACAGAGAUUAUUCAAGGUGGCCAGACAAGCCAGAAGGGUGGAAAGAGGUAACAGAACAAUACAGUGAGAAACUAAUGGGUUUAGCGUGCAAAUUAUUGGAGGUUUUAUCAGAGGCUAUGGGUUUAGAAAAGGAAGCUCUUACAAAAGCAUGUGUUGAUAUGGAUCAAAAGGUUGUGAUUAAUUUCUACCCAAAAUGCCCUCAACCUGACCUUACUCUUGGGUUGAAAAGACACACUGACCCUGGGACAAUUACUCUCUUGCUACAAGACCAAGUUGGUGGCCUUCAAGCUACUAAGGAUAAUGGUAAGACGUGGAUCACCGUUCAGCCAAUUGAAGGUGCUUUUGUUGUUAAUCUUGGAGACCAUGGUCAUUAUCUAAGUAAUGGAAGGUUUAAAAAUGCUGAUCACCAAGCAGUGGUGAAUUCAAACUACAGCCGUUUAUCUAUAGCCACGUUCCAAAAUCCAGCACCAGAUGCAACUGUGUACCCUUUGAAGAUUAAAGAAGGAGAGAAAUCUAUUAUGGAAGCACCAAUAACUUUUACAGAAAUGUAUAGGAGGAAGAUGAGUAAGGAUCUUGAAAUUGCUAGAAUGAAGAAACUUGCUAAGGAAAAAGAGCUUAGGGACUUAGAGAAGGCAAAACUUGAGGGCAAGCCUUUGAAUGAGAUUCUUGCUUAGACUUAAUUUAUAGCACUAUUAUUAUUAUUAUUAUUAUUUAUUGUUCCUUCAACUCUGUGUUUUGUUGAAUAAUUAAUUAUGCUUAAUUUGGUACUUAGUUGAUUCAUAUUAAUAAAAAAAUUAAGCAUGUUGGAGGCCUCAA